AUUGUGAGCUGCGAAGGCUGGUCCUGUCAGGAUUGUGAAUCACCGGGCAGGUGGCGGCGGGGGGUUCGGGUUUGGACGCUGUGGUCCAUCCUGCGAGCAGAUGGUAGAAGCCACAGCAUCACAUGACUCACUCCGCCAGGCAGCAGGAGCGGCAUAAAAACGCCGGGUCUGCCCUUGCAGAUCAUUGCAUUGCCGGUCUCCAGCUCGCUGCCACCCCGCCAGGACAAGCGAAGAGAUGAGAAGCCUGCUACUGCUUGCCCUGCUCGGACUGGCGGCUCACACCUCCUGCCGAGUGAUCUUGAAAGACCUUAAUGAAAGAGACGAUUCCAAAGAGGGCGUCGGAAGGAAAGUCAAAGUCUUCAGAUCAGGAGAUGAUGGUUCCAAAGAGAGUGGCGAGCGGAAGAUCAAAGUGAUCGGACCCAGAGAAGACGAUGACUCUGCCGAGAAUGAGAGUGGGCCGGACGCUAAAGAUUCUGCUGAAAAAGAGAGUCACUCCACAGCUCGAGACUCCAAAGAGAGCGGCGAGCGGAAAAUCAAAGUGAUCGGAUCGCGAGAAGACGACGACUCUACCGAGAAAGAGAGUCACUCUGCAGCUCGAGAUUCCAAAGAGAGCGGCGAGAGGAAAGUCAAAGUGAUCGGUUCGCGAGAAGACGACGAUUCUGGAGAAAAAGCGAGUCACUCUGCAGCUCGAGAUUCCAGAGAGAGUAGUGAGAGGAAAAUCAAAGUGAUCGGAUCCCGAGAAGAUCAUGAUUCCAGAGAGAGCAGCGAGAGGAAAAUCAAAGUGAUCGGAUCCCGAGAAGAUCAUGAUUCCAGAGAGAGCGGCGAGGUGAAAAUCAAAGCGGCCGUAUCGCUAGCUGAUGAUGACUCCAAAGAGAGCAGCGAAGCGAAAAUUAAGGAGCUGAGAUCUGGAGGAGAUGACGACUCUGCCGAGAACGAGAGUGGGCCGGACACUCAAGAUUCGGGAGAAAAAGGGAGUCAAUCCGCAGCUCGAGACUCCAAAGAGAGCGGAGAGCAGAAGGUCAGAGUGACUGGAUCCAGGGAAGAUGAUGAUUCGGGUGAGAGCAGAGAGAGGAACAGCAACAACAACAACUCCAAUUCCGAUGAAAGCAUCGAAAGGAAGGUUGAAGUGCUAGCGCCCAGAGGAGACGACGAUUCUGCAGAAAAGGAGAGCCACUCUGCAGCUCGAGACUCCAAAGAGAGCGGCGAGAGGAGAAUCAAAGUGAUAGGAUCCAGAGAAGACGAUGAUUUUGCGGGAAAAGGAAGUCACUCUGCAGCUCGAGAUUCCAAGGAGAGCGGUGAAAGGAAGAUCAGAUUGAUCGGAUCCAGGGAAGACCAUGAUUCUACAGAGAAAGAGAGUCACUCUGCAGCUCAAGAUUCCAAGGAGAGCGGUGAAAGGAAGAUCAGAUUGAUCGGAUCCAGGGAAGACCAUGACUCCAAAGAGAGCGGUGAACAGAAAUUCAAAGUGGUCGGAUCCCAAGAAGACGAUGAUUCUGCUGAAAAAGGGAGCAACUCCGCAGCUCGAGAUUCCAAAGAGAGCAGUGAGGGAAAAGUCAAAGUGACUGGAUCCCGGGAAGAUGAUGACUCUGCUGAGAACAAGAGUGGACCGGAUAAUAAAGAUUCUGGAGAAAGAGAGAGUCACUCUGCAGCUCGAGAUUCUGAAGAGAGCGGUGAACAGAAAAUCAAAGUGAUUGGAUCCAAAGAAGACGAUGAUUCGGGUGAGAGCAGAGAGAGGAACAGCAACAACAACAACUCCAAUUCCGAUGAAAGUGCCGAAAGGAAGGUUAAAGUGAUUGGAUCACGAGAGGAUCACGAUUCUACAGAGAGAAAUAGUCACUCUGAAGCUCGAGAUUCCAGAGAAAGUGGAGAAAGGAAAAUCAAAGUGAUUGGAUCCCGAGAAGAUGAUGAUUCUACAGAGAGAAAUAGUCACUCUGCAGCUCGAGAUUCCAGAGAAAGUGGAGAAAGGAAAAUCAAAGUGAUUGGAUCCCGAGAAGAUGAUGAUUCUACAGAGAGAAAUAGUCACUCUGAAGCUCGAGAUUCCAGAGAAAGUGGAGAAAGGAAAAUCAAAGUGAUUGGAUCCCGAGAAGAUGAUGAUUCCAGAGAAAGUGGAGAAAGGAAAAUCAAAGUGAUUGGAUCCCGAGAAGAUGAUGAUUCUACAGAGAGAAAUAGUCACUCUGCAGCUCGAGAUUCCAGAGAAAGUGGAGAAAGGAAAAUCAAAGUGAUUGGACCCCGAGAAGAUGAUGAUUCUACAGAGAGAAAUAGUCACUCUGAAGCUCGAGAUUCCAGAGAAAGUGGAGAAAGGAAAAUCAAAGUGAUUGGAUCCCGAGAAGACGAUGAUUCCAGAGAAAGUGGAGAAAGGAAAAUCAAAGUGAUUGGAUCCCGAGAAGAUGAUGACUCUACAGAGAGAAAUAGUCACUCUGAAGCUCGAGAUUCCAGAGAAAGUGGAGAAAGGAAAAUCAAAGUGAUUGGAUCCCAAGAAGAUGAUGAUUCCAGAGAAAGUGGAGAAAGGAAAAUCAAAGUGAUUGGAUCCCGAGAAGAUGAUGAUUCUACAGAGAGAAAUAGUCACUCUGCAGCUCGAGAUUCCAGAGAAAGUGGAGAAAGGAAAAUCAAAGUGAUUGGAUCCCGAGAAGAUGAUGAUUCUACAGAGAGAAAUAGUCACUCUGAAGCUCGAGAUUCCAGAGAAAGUGGAGAAAGGAAAAUCAAAGUGAUUGGAUCCCGAGAAGAUGAUGACUCUACAGAGAGAAAUAGUCACUCUGCAGCUCGAGAUUCCAGAGAAAGUGGAGAAAGGAAAAUCAAAGUGAUUGGAUCCCGAGAAGAUGAUGACUCUACAGAGAGAAAUAGUCACUCUGAAGCUAGAGAUUCCAGAGAAAGUGGAGAAAGGAAAAUCAAAGUGAUUGGAUCCCGAGAAGAUGAUGAUUCUACCGAGAACGAGAGUGGGCCGGACACUAAAGAUUCCGCAGAGAAAGAGAGUCACUCCGCAGCUCGAGAUUCCAAAGAAAGUGGAGAAAGGAAGAUCAAAGUAAUUGGAUCUCGAGAAGAUGAUGACUCUGCCGAGAAUGAGAGUGGGCCGGAUACCAAAGAUUCUGCAGAAAAGGAGAGUCGCUCUGCAGCUCGAGAUUCGGAUGAGAAUGGAAAGAGGAACGAGAACAACGACGACUCCAAUUCUGACGAAAGCGUUGAAGGGAAAAUCAAAUUGAUUGGAUCCAGAGGAGAUGAUGACUCUGCAGAGAAUGAGAGUGGACCAGAUACUAAAGAUUCUGCAGAAAAGGGGAGUCACUCGGCAACUCGGGAUUCUGCAGAAACAGGGAGUCACUCUGCAGCUCGAGACUCUGCUGAGAACAAGAGUGGUCCAGAUACUAAAGAUUCUGCAGAAAGAGAGAGCCACUCCGCAGCUCGAGAUUCUAAAGAAAGCUUCAAAAGGAAAAGCAAAAGCAUUGGAUUUGGAGGAGAUGAUGAUUCUGUUGAGAAAGUGAGUCACUCUGCAGAUGGAGGUCCCUUCCUCGAGAAGAAGAAAGCCAACUCUGUUGUAAAGAGGCCCAGAAGAUCAAUCCGUGAAUAUUAUGAAAGGCACCGUGAGUAUUAUUACAAGACACCUUACAAGCGUCGUCGAGAACUAUGUGAGUCCUUCUAUCCCUGUGACUACCUGGCCAACAGGAUUGGAUUCCAAACUGCCUACCAACAAUACUUCGGAAAUUAUUAUAAAUAAACUCGAGCCCAAACAUCAGCAAUAUCACAGUACUUUAUAUCACACAUAAUGUUUAUACAAUGGAUUGGACCAUGUUAAUUGGAAUGCUGAACAAAUACUUGCGUAGUUUCCAUCAGGGUAUUUGAAUCUAGUUCUGCUGGUCACAACUUUUGCCUGUUAAGAACCUUUGACUUAAGGGGUCCUCACUGCCGUCUGGAACUGGGACGAGAUAAUGUUUUGCUUACCAAUGACCCAAUCCAAUCUUCCACACUACCACUCAUGGCCUGCUUUGAAUCUCAAAACUGAACAGAUUUUCCAAAUCUCUGGUGACUAAAUUAUGGUCUUCCCCAUACCACCCCCCAAGCACACCCAUUCCUUUGCCAAUUUUACCAUAAAGUAUGUACAAGCUGCUAUUUCUACUGAAUGUAUGUCACCUUUGAAAUAAGUGUGUUGUGAAAGGCUUUCAUGAAAUAUCAGCAUCCCAAUUCCCCCAAGAUUACAGACCCAGAAGGUUGCAUACCAGAAAGGCAUUGCACGCUAUCUGUUUCUAACGCCAAGAUGUUCUAAGCUGGCCAGAGUGAAGUAUUUGCCCAGACAAAUUAGCUGCUGGCAGCAAAUGGGCUUUUCAUUGUUCUGAAUUUAGCCCUUUUCCUCACCAAGGCCACAGUGCAGUUGAUGUUGGAGAUGGAAACGUGCCUGUGGUUUAUAAGGAGGCGUGCUCGUGAGGGCAGAGCCAUUGUGUACGCUCACUGCUGCCAACACUGAAUGCCUGAUGAAGGAAUGCUCUGCAGCCAACUAAAAUAUCCUUCGCCUCAACAAAUCUAGCAGACAGGUUAUUGACUUUUCCCUACCCUUUAUUCAGUUUAAAAACAAAACAAUUUCCAGCUCGGCUAACAUUAAGCUUGCCAUAAACACCGAGCGGUAGAGAUUGAAUAGCCAAGAGCAAGUGAGGGUUUAUCCUUGCAUACCAACGCACAAGGCUGAGAAAAAUCAAGUGCAUGAAAACAUGGAAAAUUUAAAUCAGUGUGUUUGCAUUCUGUGUGAUAUAAUUGUGCAUGUGAUGAGGUAGUGGGUUACCCAGUAGACACCAGGCCUGAGGGAGGCAAACACUCCUGAUGUACUGCUGCUCGACAGUACUAGACCAAAUACUUACAUAAGCAUAUUUUGGCUGCUUCAAGGGAACCGGAUAACCUCGUUACAAUCGCAGCCAAACGGUUUAUAUACGAGCAAACUGUGUAGUAUUAGCAUGCCAAAUUUAUGUAUAAUAACAUCACACGGGACAUUUUCCAGGGUCGAGGUUAUGUGCAAUAUCGUGUAAACUAACUGAAGUAGUGUACUUUUCUUCAGCAUGGAAUAAGCUGGGUCUCCUACUGUGUCCUUUUUAGAGUUUAAGCACCAAUGUUUACUUCCGUCUUAAGGCACAAAUGUAUUAUAAUUUAAACAUCAAAAGACACAUGGUCAUCCUCUCUCCAACAAGCCCAAAUACUGACUGUACAGUUGUACAUAGUUGAAACUUAAGGCGUUUUAAGUUUUGUAAAUUAUUUGUUUAGACUGACGCUGUAAAUUGGCUAUGUGGGGCAGAACAGCACUGGACAAGAAUGGGAGCAUUAUUUUAAAACAAGCUCUUUGGCUGCUCUUCAAUUAUUUCUGUGCUAAUGUAAAAAGUUUUGCAGGAAUUAAAUUGUUUACAGAGCUACUCUCUCAGGAAAAAAAAACUGACCUGAGGGUCAACAAGUGACAUCCAUUCAGUUCAUUUGUUAGAGAGUAAAGAAUCCUAGAAAACAAGGAGAUUAGUAUUAGUCUGCCCUAAGUUGACACAGGUUUCUAACAUUUGCAUCAGUUUUUAAGAGGAUGAAAUAGAUUUGUACAAAGAGGAUAAACAGCUUCCUUAAUUUGGGAGAAAAAAUUCCAACAAUACUCAGAGGGAUAAAACACACCCUCACAACAUGGUAUCUGUUCCCAGGGUUUAGGGGAGACCAGUGGUGUCUUUGGUUAUGUGUUUCGUAAUGUUCAGAAUUAGUAUCACUGCACAAGCUGAAAUUAAUGCACUUGCGUUCUUUGCAUUGUAUUUUCCUACUUUAGUUAAGCAGAAAUCCUGUAGUUUGAUGUCUGUAUUUUAUGAAUAUAACAAUAAAAGUUAACAAAACUAA
Messenger RNA from Hypanus sabinus (Atlantic stingray), 5832 nucleotides. RefSeq names its product protein starmaker-like. Gene Ontology annotation, cellular component: extracellular region. Gene Ontology annotation, biological process: osteoblast differentiation; bone development; regulation of cellular response to insulin stimulus. Gene Ontology annotation, molecular function: calcium ion binding; structural constituent of bone; hydroxyapatite binding. The coding region runs from base 236 to 3703 and encodes 1155 amino acids. NCBI's taxonomy places the organism in Eukaryota, Metazoa, Chordata, Chondrichthyes, Myliobatiformes, Dasyatidae. The transcript has 72 exons. The record is from RefSeq and is a predicted model, not a curated record.